This is a messenger RNA of Lodderomyces parapsilosis, 1089 nucleotides long. RefSeq names its product TFIIH complex serine/threonine-protein kinase subunit. The coding region runs from base 1 to 1089 and encodes 362 amino acids. NCBI's taxonomy places the organism in Eukaryota, Fungi, Ascomycota, Pichiomycetes, Serinales, Debaryomycetaceae. The record is from RefSeq and is a predicted model, not a curated record. Gene Ontology annotation, biological process: protein phosphorylation; positive regulation of transcription by RNA polymerase II. The transcript has a single exon. Gene Ontology annotation, cellular component: transcription factor TFIIK complex; nucleus; transcription factor TFIIH holo complex. Gene Ontology annotation, molecular function: RNA polymerase II CTD heptapeptide repeat kinase activity; ATP binding; cyclin-dependent protein serine/threonine kinase activity.
AUGGCCACUGCAGCGGUAGCAAGUAAAUCACCAUUACGUGGUGCUAUAUCCACGACCCCGUCUUCCUCAUCAACGCCGUCAUUAACCAAUCACACAGUUUCAACAUAUACAAAAGAUCGAAAAGUAGGUGAAGGUACUUAUGCUGUGGUCUAUCUUGGUAAACAAACAGCAACCAAACGUCCCAUAGCCAUUAAGGAAAUAAAAACUGGAUUAUUCAAAGACGGACUUGAUAUGUCAGCUAUUCGAGAAGUCAAAUACUUGCAAGAAUUAAAACAUCCCAAUGUCAUUGAGCUUAUUGAUGUUUUCGCCACUUCAAAUAAUAACUUGAAUCUAGUACUCGAGUUUCUUCCUUGUGAUUUAGAAGUAUUGAUCAAAGAUAAAAGCAUAGUGUUUAAAUCAGCUGAUAUCAAGUCGUGGAUGUUGAUGACUCUACGUGGUAUUCACCACUGCCAUCGAAACUUUAUUUUGCAUCGAGAUUUGAAACCAAACAACUUGUUAAUCUCUCCUAAUGGGCUAUUGAAAAUUGCCGAUUUUGGUCUCGCACGAAGUUUGGGUAACCCCAAUGAAGAUCUCAGUUCGAAUGUGGUAACGCGAUGGUAUCGUGCACCUGAACUUUUAUUUGGAGCCAAACACUACACAGAAGCUAUUGAUAUUUGGUCGAUUGGAAUCAUAUUUGCUGAGUUGAUGCUACGUAUCCCUUACCUUGCUGGCAAAGAUGAUGUUGACCAAUUAGAUGUUACAUUUAGAGCGUACGGUACACCAACUGAACAAAUAUGGCCCAAUGUGUCGAGCUUGCCAUUAUAUAAUGCCUUGCAUAUUUAUCCACCUCCAUCAAGACAAGAGUUGCGAAUGAGAUUUAGUGCUGCCACGGACAAAGCUUUGGAUCUAUUAAUUCUAUUGACACAGUUGGAUCCUAGUCGUAGAUGCGAUUCCACACAAGCUUUGCUACAUGAGUAUUUUACAGAGAGUCCGCGUCCUACUGCACCGGAAUUGUUGCCAAAGAUUAAGGAAAAGAAAAGACUGGAAUUUGACGAUAAAGAUGUAAACAGUGGCAACAACUCUGACGCAUUGAAAAAGAGAAGAUUAUAG